Tilletiaria anomala UBC 951 is the source of this 981-nucleotide messenger RNA. RefSeq names its product SET domain-containing protein. The transcript has 4 exons. The record is from RefSeq and is a predicted model, not a curated record. Gene Ontology annotation, molecular function: protein binding; histone H3K4 methyltransferase activity. Gene Ontology annotation, cellular component: Set1C/COMPASS complex. The coding region runs from base 1 to 981 and encodes 326 amino acids. Lineage: Eukaryota; Fungi; Basidiomycota; Exobasidiomycetes; Georgefischeriales; Tilletiariaceae.
AUGAAGAAAGCGCACGAGCGCCAGCAAGAAGACCGCGCUCAGACAGCGGCUCGCUCAUCGAAAGAUAUCGAGGCGGCCCAAGCUGGCUCAGCUUUCCGCUGCGCUAGCCGCCAUCUGGCCCUUGACGAGAGACAGGAAUCGGAUCGCCCACCAGUACCGGCCGCCAGUCCCGAGCCCGACCUCUUUGAACUGGGUCUGGUUCAAGACGAGGAAGAUUUCUACUACGUGAAGCUCGUUCUUGAGAAGCUCAGAUCUGGGGAAGAGCUCAAUGAGGCUGACCUGCCUGAUCCGCGCGAAGACAUUGACGGGAAUGAUCAGGAGCUAGACACAGGAAGUGCCAAGACGCAAGGUUUUUUCAAGAUUCCCGCCCGCGACAAAGCCAAGCACAUGCCAGACAGGAACAAAGCCAUUAUCGACACUUCGGCUGCUGCGGCUUUAGCUUCUGCUAGAGACAAUAGGGCUGAUAGUCGUCGCUUUGUUGCGAACCUGGAGCAGCAUAAGCGCGAGUCGGCUUCGGACACAGACGUUCUCAAAUUCAACCAAUUAAGGACACGGAAGAAGCAACUCAAGUUUGCCAAGAGUCCCAUCCACGACUGGGGAUUGUACGCAAUGGAGGUGAUUCCUAAAGGAGACAUGGUAAUUGAGUACGUCGGAGAGAUCAUUCGACAGCAGGUCGCCGAUGAGCGUGAGAAAGCACAGGAGCUGGCGGGCAUAUUUAGCACUUAUCUGUUCAGAGUUGACGACGAUACCGUUGUUGACGCUACUCACAAGGGCAACAUUGCUCGCUUGAUGAAUCACUGCUGCACUCCGAACUGUACAGCCAAGAUCCUGACACUCAACGGCGAGAAAAAGAUCGUCAUCUAUGCCAAAGAGCCGAUCCUGCCGGGGCAAGAAUUGACUUACGACUACAAGUCCAGCGCUGGCGAUGAAGACGCGAUACCGUGUCUGUGUGGCUCAUCAGGGUGCCGUCGAUUCUUAUAG